AUGGACAGAGGAGAAGAAGAAGUUUCAGAUUCUAUCCUGGUUGAUCUUAUUCUCGAGAUAUUCUCGAGAUUGCCAGCAAAGUCAGUCGGGAGGUUAUGUUCCAUGUCGAAGCUAUGGUGUUCCAUGCUUAGCCAACCAUAUUUCACAGAGUUGUUCUUGACCAGGUCACGUGCUCGUCCGCGUCUCUUAUUCGCCAUCAAACGAGCCGGUGAAUGGAGCUUCUUCUCGUCGCCUCAUCAGCCUCGGAAUCCACAUGGGAAUGAGUCUUUCGUAGCCGCGGAGUUUCAUACAAAGUUCUGUGGACCCAAGUAUCAAAACAUUUGUAGAUAUACCUCUGGUUUGAUUUGUUUCCCUAAUAUGUGGUUCUCAAAGGAGCGUCGGCCAAUGACUGUAGUAUGUAACCCUAUCACAGGACAACAUGCAAUCUUACCUAGAGUGAUGAGUCACAGCCAGUUGACAAGCUUUUUAGGGUUUGAUCCGAUUGGCAAAAAAUUCAAAGUAUUGGCCGAGGUUUCUCCAUUUUGUGGUGGAAGGUUUAAUAUGGAAAUUCUGACAUUAGAAACUGGACAACUUACGUGGAGGAGUAAGAUCGAUUCUCCCUUAUCCAGUACUUUACGUGAAGGGUUAUGCAUCAAUGGGGUUUUGUAUUACAUACAUGAAACUUUUGAGCGGCCUGGUCAUGUGAUUGAUGAAGAUGAUUACGGAACGUCUGAUGAGGAUAGUUUUCAUGUGAAUAUAGUUUGCUUUGAUGUUAGGUCUGAGAAAUUCAAACUCAUCGAGGCAGAUUUCUUUUGUCUUGAUCAAGAUAACCAUAAAUUGAUAAACUAUAAAGGUAAAUUGGGUGGGAUUCGUUGGGAGUAUACUGACAAUGGUGUCAUUGAGUUGCAUCUGCGUGUUCUAGAGGAUGUUGAGAAAGAGGUAUGGUAG
This is a messenger RNA of Microthlaspi erraticum, 927 nucleotides long. The record is from the annotation of a GenBank genome assembly. Lineage: Eukaryota; Viridiplantae; Streptophyta; Magnoliopsida; Brassicales; Brassicaceae.